Molecule: messenger RNA, 962 nt
Organism: Drosophila albomicans
Lineage: Eukaryota; Metazoa; Arthropoda; Insecta; Diptera; Drosophilidae
Gene: Scox
Product: protein SCO1 homolog, mitochondrial
Exons: 2
Coding region: 148-933 (261 amino acids)
Biological process (GO): intracellular copper ion homeostasis; mitochondrial respiratory chain complex IV assembly
Cellular component (GO): mitochondrial inner membrane
Molecular function (GO): copper ion binding; copper chaperone activity
Source: RefSeq, a predicted model, not a curated record
UAUAUUUAGCACUAUAUAUCGAUAGUGCAGGGCUGCCAACGUUGACAGCUGAUUGUGCCAUCGACAUAUCUCCACCUCUGCUAGACCGGCGAAAUUUGUUCUCCAGCUGCGCAGCGUUUACGUAAAAGUUUUAUUAAAAACAAAAACAUGUCGCGCGCUCUACAACGUUUAGUGGGCAGCUGUAAGCGCUGGACGCAAUUGAGCUGUCGCAACCAACUCCAAACGCUACAGCAACAACGGUACUUAUCAGCCGGAGCAAAAGAUCCCACGAAAGGGAAAGGUCCCAUAUCAUGGAAAAGUUUGGCUGUGAUUGGUGCGAUAGGCGCUGGAGGAUUGGGCUUUAUGCUGUAUGUUAAGAGCGAAAAGGAUGAGGCACUGCUCAAAGAACGUAAGCGGCAAUUGGGCAAAGCAGCAAUUGGCGGACGUUGGGAAUUAAUUGAUGCCGAUGGUCAGAAGCGCAAAUCGGAAGAUUUUCUAGGCAAGUGGCUUUUAAUCUAUUUUGGGUUUACUCACUGCCCUGACAUCUGUCCCGACGAACUGGAAAAGAUGGCAUUGGUUGUCAAUGAAAUUGAGCAAUCACCACAAACACCACAAGUUCAGCCUAUAUUCAUAACCGUUGAUCCAGAGCGCGACUCUAAAGAGGUGGUGGGCAAGUACGUUAAGGAAUUUUCACCUAAAUUGCUUGGGUUAACAGGCACGGUGGAUCAAAUUCGCAAUGUCUGCAAAGCUUUUAGAGUUUACUUUAGCGCCGGACCACGCGACGAGGACAACGAUUAUAUUGUAGAUCACACGAUCAUUAUGUACCUGGUAAAUCCAGAUGGCGAAUUUGUAGACUACUAUGGACAAAAUCGGGACAAGGAUCAGUGUGUGGCAUCGAUUUUGGUGAACAUCGCCAAGUGGAAUUCUUUAAACAAGAAGGGCUGGUUUAGUUAAGCGCUGGCGUUGCCAGACUGUUUUUGUUA